AUGGCUGAUACACUGUGCGCCAUUUCAUUGCAAAUGAGAGAGUUCGUGGCGACGAGUAUUGGUCAAGGGUUGGUGUUGGUUUACACGGGUAUAACCCAGUAUUUUGCCUGUGCGACGAAUUUUUUCCCCACAUCUCCGUACAAGAUUCAACCAUUCCACGAUCAACCAUCCCAGCAAGGUAACUUGAAGCCAUAUAUUAUCGAGGAAGCCAUCCUCCAAAAGUUCUACAUACUCUUCUAUCGUUCUGAAAACCACCGAUUUUUCUUCUUCCGCCUCCAGACAGGUCCUUAUCAUAAGGGAGCCAAAUGGAACUAUCGUGUCAUUGAUCCUCUUCAGGGAGAUGGCACACACAAAUCCUCGGCUUCCGAAGUUGAGAUCUUACCAGAAAAUGGGAUCUUAGAUACUCCUCAAUGGCUCGCUAUGUUGUUUCCAAGCUUUUCUGCGCCAAAUGAUCAACAUGCUGAAGAGAACCUGAAGCAUGAAUAUGAGAACUACUUUGUUCCCAGCAUCGCAUCGGACGUGUGCUUCCGGAAGAUGUACGACGUGAUUGGUGAUCCUGUGAAUAUCGGCAGUGGUGAUGGUGGAAGCAUAUCGUAUAUUGCUUCCGAAUGGCUCGAGACCACUCUGGAGGAUGUGCAAUACAGGCCUUGCAUGCGUACCUAUGCCACAAUCCGAGGCUAUAAUAAAGACAGUGUUGAGAAGCUGCACCAGCCUGGCUGA
Histoplasma capsulatum G186AR is the source of this 720-nucleotide messenger RNA. RefSeq lists its product as uncharacterized. The coding region runs from base 1 to 720 and encodes 239 amino acids. The transcript has 5 exons. Lineage: Eukaryota; Fungi; Ascomycota; Eurotiomycetes; Onygenales; Ajellomycetaceae. The record is from RefSeq and is a predicted model, not a curated record.